AUGAGUUCGUACUUCGUGAACCCGCUGUACUCCAAGUACAAGGCGGCGGCCGCGGCAGGCGAGGCCAUCAAUCCCACUUACUACGACUGUCACUUCGCGCCCGAGGUCGGCGGCCGCCACGCCGCUGCCGCCGCCUUGCAGCUCUAUGGCAACAGCGCCGCCGGCUUCCCGCACGCGCACCCGCACCCGCACCCGUCGCCGCCGCCCGCCGGGCCGGGCUGCAGUAGUGGGGGCGGCCCGGGCCCCGGCCAGGACUACUUCCACCCCGGCGGGGGCAGCCCAGCCGCAGCCUACCAGGCCGCCCCACCUCCUCCGCCGCCGCCUCCCCCCUGCGGUGGGAUUGCCUGUCACGGGGAGCCCGCGAAGUUUUACGGAUACGAUAACUUACAGAGACAGCCGAUUUUUACGACCCAGCAAGAGGCCGAGCUGGUACAAUAUCCUGACUGUAAAUCGUCCAGUGGUAAUAUUGGCGAGGACCCAGACCACUUAAAUCAGAGCUCGUCUCCUUCUCAAAUGUUUCCCUGGAUGAGACCACAAGCAGCUCCUGGUAGACGAAGGGGAAGACAAACCUACAGUCGUUUCCAAACCUUAGAGCUGGAAAAGGAAUUCCUUUUUAACCCUUAUCUGACCAGGAAGAGAAGAAUCGAGGUUUCCCACGCCUUAGCCCUCACCGAGAGACAGGUAAAAAUCUGGUUCCAGAACAGGAGAAUGAAAUGGAAAAAGGAGAACAACAAGGACAAAUUCCCGGUUUCCAGACAGGAGGCGAAGGAUGGGGAAACAAAAAAGGAAGCCCAAGAGCUGGAGGAAGACCGAGCCGAAGGCCCGACAAAUUAACUUCUACCUUUAAAAUUUUACCGCAGACUAUUAAAACUAAUGAUCAGCAUAUGCUGGUGGACACCACCUGUUUUCUUUUUUGGAAAGGACUUUACCUGUGUUUCAAGCUACCUUCAUGUCACUGCUCUUGAGGUUUCUGCGCUUUGAGAGGGAUUUGGGUGUUUUAAAAAAAAUGUUUCUAGUGUCGCAUAGAAACAGCCCUUGAGCUGUCCUAUGUAAGAGUAAUUUGAUACUGACCUUGUAGCUAUAUUUUUAUAAUGGUAGUUUUUAAUGUCUGAGCUGGUGAUUUUGCCUCGACAACGUAAACUUCCUAAUGAUUAACACUAAAUAAUUGAAUAUAAAAUGAUUUAUUAAUCAAACAAGUGCACUUGAACGUUUUAAAUCUUUUCUUUAUGGUGAGUAAAUUAAAAGAAGUUUAUUAAUUUUAAAAGAAAUUAUGCCCGCAGAAUAUUUACUUUAUAUUAUGUGGUUAAAAUGUGUUAUUUAUAUUUUUUCUGCUUUUAUAAUGAAUGGUUCGGGUGCCUUUUGUUUACUCCUAAAAGGUUUCUUUGAGAAUUUUGUAAAUGUACUAUCUCUGGGAAAAAGUCUGGGCCAAAUAUUGAGAAAAGCACAUGUUAGCUGAGGAGUGUAAUGUAUAGUCCUGGCUCUGCAGCUUCCUUAAACUUGGGGAAAAUGUUCGGCUAGUGACAGAAGUUUCAGGACAAUGUCAAAGUUGACAUUUAAUAUUUUUUCUAUAGUUUAUACAGAUUAUGGCAGUUUAAUCAUCUAGAGUGAAUGAAUACUUGAAAAGUCAAUUAUAACAUUUUCACUUAGAUAUUUUUAGUCUGGCAAGUCACCUUGUGGAACGCCUCUCCUUUCUGAAUUUGCUUUCGUUUUCAACUGUGCUUGGAAUCGCCUGAAAUUGCUAGGUCUUUGUGCUGUGGCCGCCGCUGUGAUUCCGGUUUGUGUGUGUGUGUGUUUUUUUUCCUGAGGAGGUGCCAUAUUUAUUUGUAUUCUCUUCUCUCUGUUUGCACGCCCAUUGUGAGCCAACUUGUUGUGUGUAUCUCAGAUGUCGGUUGGUACGUCCUCUGCUGUUCUCCAGGUUGGCCUCACCUAUUUGAAACAAGCCUUGAGAGCAAAUGCAGAAAAAUCCGAGUGUAAACAACCGCUGCAGAAUAUCGCUAGCUCCUUAAUAAAAGAAAUGAAUCCUU
Messenger RNA from Dama dama (fallow deer), 2024 nucleotides. It is a transcript of the gene HOXD8, whose product is annotated as homeobox D8. The record is from RefSeq and is a predicted model, not a curated record. The coding region runs from base 1 to 834 and encodes 277 amino acids. Lineage: Eukaryota; Metazoa; Chordata; Mammalia; Artiodactyla; Cervidae. The transcript is spliced from 2 exons. Gene Ontology annotation, cellular component: nucleus. Gene Ontology annotation, biological process: regulation of transcription by RNA polymerase II. Gene Ontology annotation, molecular function: RNA polymerase II transcription regulatory region sequence-specific DNA binding; DNA-binding transcription factor activity, RNA polymerase II-specific.